AUGUCGCAAGGGUUAACUGAAAGUAAUGAAAAUUGUGUUUUUUAUGACGAAGAACGUAAUAAACAGUUUGAAGAAAAUGAAAGACAGAAAGAAACACUUAAUGACGAAGCAGAGAGAGAGAAAGAAACAGAAAAUGUUGAUGUAGAAGAUGUAGAAGAGAGAGAGGAAGAAACAGGAAAUGCUGAAGAGGAAGAUAAAGAUGCAGAGAGAGAGGAAGAAACGGAAAAUACUGAGGAGGAAGAUGAAGAGCAGGAAAGUGGUGACACAGGCGAUGAUGAGAGUGAUGAAUAUUCUGCAAGUGAAGUUGUAUCGGAUAUAGAUAAUGAUGUUUCAGAGGAAGAGGAAGAUGCACAGGAUAAUAGUGUCAAUGAAUGGGAUGCUGUCACAGAUUUGACACCUGAGUUGGAUGCGUGUACUUUAAAUGAAAGCACUUUUAAUAUUCCUAUAGAAGAUAUAUCUCCUGCAGGAGUUGACUUCAGCGACCAAAUGUCUUCAUACUAUUCUACAUUAAAAAGAGGGCUCAAAUGGUUCAGAAAAGUGGGUAUGGAAUAUUUGUUAGGCAUGGCGUUAGUAAACGCGUGGAUCACAUACAACGUGAAAUGUGAUAAGAAGGUUUCAAAAAAAGAAUUUACAGAGGCAUUAAUGCAAUCAUUAACUGGAAAAAGUAUAUGCGCUGAUAGUAAGUAUAAUGACGUGUAA
Messenger RNA from Parnassius apollo (apollo), 699 nucleotides. NCBI's taxonomy places the organism in Eukaryota, Metazoa, Arthropoda, Insecta, Lepidoptera, Papilionidae. The record is from the annotation of a GenBank genome assembly.